GCGCCAUUUACACUCUUAUGAGGGCCAAACUUUAGAGGUUUUCCAACAUAUAAACUCUUAUAUACAUUGCCAUAUAGGUUCCAUGUUUCCUUACUUUAUACCUCUCAUUGUAAACAUGAAACCAAAUCCUACAUUUUCCUUCAUAUUCACUCUCCUUUUCACGGGGCUUCUCUAUACACACCUGCCUUCUACCGCCGCGUUCGUCAGCCCGACGGCUGCCGCCUCUACCACCACCGGUCCGAACACCGAGUUCAUCUACAAGAGCUGUCAGCACACACUCUACCCCGACGUAUGCUACGCCACGCUCUCCGGCUACGCUAGCGCCGUACAGCAAGACGCCGGCCGGCUGGCUCGCGUGGCCAUCGCGGUUAGCCUGAGCAAAGCCAGGAGGGUGACGACUUACGUCAACAACAACCUCUCUCCGCUGGCUGAUAACGGCGACGACCACCGAGUGGCGGCGGUGCUCAACGACUGCUCCUCCACCCUCGGAGACUCCGUUGACCAGAUGCAGGACUCGCUCAUGCAGAUGAAACGGCUCGGUGGCUCGGCUGACGAGCAAGGGUUUCAGCUCAACAAUGUGCUAACGUGGAUGAGUGCCGCCGAGACGAACGAGGACACGUGUGUGGACGGAUUUGAUGACGUGGAAAGUGGGCCCGUCAGAUCCGGCGUGUACAAUGGGGUUGUGAAGGUUAAGGAGCUGACGAGUAAUGCGCUGGCUUUGGUCAACGCCCUUGCAAAUAAGGUUGCAUACGCAAUCCCAUAAAUCCAUGUUGGAGUACGUCAUAUAAUUAUAUAAUUCGUCUAAUUUGAAUAGUUUUUUUUUAUUAAUGAUGGUUUGAUUGGUCAUAGUAUUAUGGCCUAUAUGAAUAUUGGUCAAUGUGUUUUUAUUAUUAUAGAAGUAAUAUAAUUAAGUAAACUUGUGUAAAAAUUACAUCCUCUAG
Messenger RNA from Cuscuta epithymum, 941 nucleotides. Lineage: Eukaryota; Viridiplantae; Streptophyta; Magnoliopsida; Solanales; Convolvulaceae. The record is from the annotation of a GenBank genome assembly.